Molecule: messenger RNA, 1227 nt
Organism: Asparagus officinalis (garden asparagus)
Lineage: Eukaryota; Viridiplantae; Streptophyta; Magnoliopsida; Asparagales; Asparagaceae
Exons: 4
Coding region: 333-1094 (253 amino acids)
Source: RefSeq, a predicted model, not a curated record
AUAAAAAUUAUGUCAAAGGUACAACCAAAAAGGUGCGAGGGAAGACAAGAGGAGUGAAUGCAGAUAAGGUGUUCUCCCAAUUGAAUUCUAAAAUACCUGUGACUCUGACUGAAGAAAAUGGCAGACCUACGGGCCCUUAUGCUGAGAUGUUUGCAAAUGAAAUUGGUUACACAAUUCGAAACUACGCCCCACUGAAUGUGGAAAAAUGGAAGAAGAUUGAAAAAACAGAUGUGGAGAACUUUAUCAAAAGAAUGCAGGUUAGUGAUGAUUUGUUUUGCUAAAGGCAUUAUAUUGGUUGCUUUGAUUUGUUAUAUUUAGUUUGACAUGAAAUUAUGCCUGUGCAGAAUAAAUUUGAAUUUGAUAUGUCGCUCCCUUGGGUCCAGAGAUAUGUAAUUACAACAUGUCAGACCGUAUAUUGUAAUUUUUGCUAUAAGUUGAAGAAACAUUUUGAGCAGUUUUCAACAAUUGAGGAGGCAAUUGAAAACAAACAUGAAGCUGUCAAGACUCAGGAAGAAUGGGAGUUUCUUUGCACUCAUUUUUCUAGUGAAAAGUUUAAGAUUCGCUCAGAGAAGAAUGUUCUUAAUAGGUCAAAGUUGACAUAUCACCACAAAGCUGGGUCAAAAUCAUUUAUGUCACACCAAGAGCAAAUUGCAACACAGACUGAAGAGAUGCAAUGUGCAAUUGAUCGUUUUGAAACUGAGUAUAGAAGUACAAAAAAAGGAUGGGACUUGGGAGCAAAGGAAAAAUGGGAUCAAAUGAUAAAGAUGCGAGCAGAUACCACUCAACCUGAUGGAACUCGAACAAUGACAGAUGAGGAAAUUUGUGUAAAAGUUCUCAAAGUCAAAUCAGGCUACAUUAAGGGAUGUGGUUUUGGCCCUAGACCACCACCAUUAAGGUUCUCUCAUUCUUCGAUGAGUGAAAUGUCUGAAAAGAAUAAAGAGUUGCAAGAACAGCUUCAAGAGACCCAACAACUUGUAGGAACUCAACAACAGAAGAUCGAUGCGCAAAAUGAGGUAAUCCAAAGAUUGGAGGAGCAAGCCAAAAAGUUUGAGGAGUUUAUGGCUAAUUUUUCGAGGCAACAUCCAUCAGCUUAGUAUUCUUAGUGAACUUACACUUGGAGAAAUGUUUCUUUGAUCGUGUUGCAUUUGUUAUUGCUUUAGACUAGCAUUGUUACUUAUGGUAGUAACUUUCUUGCUUUAUUUAUUUUAAUUGUUUUGAUGUACUGUG